UGCUAUCUUCACAUUCACACACCAAUUCAGACAUACACACAAACACACACACAAACAGUCAGCAGCUUCUAUCAGGCAUCUUUCAUGACAGUCUUGUCUAACUUCUGAUUCAAAAAGGAGGCAGGGACACAAACACACCACUCACUGCAGGCGCAGACAUACGGGAAACUGCCACUGUGUCACAUAAUAAGCCACUAGAGAGAAACCGCUGAUCUCGGACCAGCUGGAAGGACAAGAUGGGUGUGUGGGCAGCUCUGAUUCUGGCCUCACAGCUGCUAUUAAAACUGAGCUUACACGUAAAGGCCCAGGCUUUAGUCUAUGAUCUGCUCACCUCGCCUGAUUGCCUGCCAGACCUGCUGCAGGGAGGUCUGGCUGAGCAAGGGGUGAACGAGGCUUUCAUCCUAACCUCCUUCAAGUUGCAGCCCAACACCGGAACCAGUGUGUUUACCCUGUACAACCCCAGGGACAACAGCAAGUACUUUGAAUUCACUGUGAUGGGGAAGCUCAGUAGAGCUGUGUUACGCUACCUGCGGAGUGACAAGAGGAUGAGCUCAGUAACCUUCAACAACCUGGUGCUGGCAGACGGCCAACAACACAGACUGUUGUUCCACCUGAAGGGGAUGCAGCAGCAGGGGCCGGGCGGGGUCGAGCUGCAUCUGGACUGCAGGCUGGUGGAGACGGUCCGGGAUCUCCCCGCUGCCUUCCAGGGUUUGCCAGCAGGCUACGGUCUGGUGGAGCUAAAGACCAUGCAAGCCAGAGAGCAGGAGAGUUUAGACGAGCUCAAGCUGGUGGUUGGGGACACAUUUGAGAAUGUUGCUUCAUUACAAGACUGCCAUCUCCAACAAAGAGACUCUGUCCAAACUCUGGGGGUCAACACGAAGCAGCUGUCCAAUCAAAUGCUGGAGUUAACCAAGGUGAUAAAUGAGCUGAAAGAUGUCCUCAUUCAGCAGGUCAAAGAGACAUCCUUUCUAAGAAACACCAUCUCAGAGUGUCAGGCCUGCGGUCUGGGAGGUACUGAGGUGGUGAAACCAAAGUGUGGCUCAGGUGUCUGUUUCCGUGACGAUAUGUGUAUAGAGACAGCUGAUGGUGUUGAGUGUGGACCUUGUCCUGAUGGCUACACCGGGGAUGGUUUCAACUGUGAUGAUGUGAAUGAGUGCCAGUUUAACCCCUGUUUCCCUGGAGUGAAGUGUGUAAACACUGCACCGGGUUUCCGCUGUGAUGCCUGUCCGCUGGGCUACACCGGCCUGGCAGUGGAGGGUGUGGGCAUUUUGUUCGCCCAGACCAACAAACAGGUCUGCGAUGAUGUUGACGAAUGCAAAGGACCCAACAAUGGAGGCUGCACAGCAAACUCAAUCUGUCACAACUCUGUGGGCUCUUACCACUGUGGCAGCUGUAAAUCAGGUUUCACAGGAGAUCCGGUGAAGGGCUGUAAGCCAGAGAUCAGCUGCGGCAACAGCCUGACCAACCCCUGCGAUAUCAAUGCCCAGUGUAUAGCAGAGAGGGACGGGUCAAUCCAUUGUCAGUGUGGAAUUGGCUGGGCUGGUAACGGAUACUUGUGUGGGAAGGAUACCGACAUUGACGGAUACCCAGAUGACAAACUCAAAUGCAAAGAUUUGAGCUGUAGAAAGGAUAACUGCAUCUUCGUUCCUAACUCCGGUCAAGAGGAUGCCGACAGGGAUGGUCAUGGAGACGCCUGUGAUGACGAUGCAGAUGGUGACGGUAUACCAAACGAGCAGGACAACUGCUGGUUGAAGGCCAACGUGGACCAGAGGAACAGUGAUAAGGACAGCCACGGUGACGCCUGUGAUAACUGUCGCAUUGUGGAGAACCCUGACCAGAGGGACACCGACAGCGACGGCAAAGGGGACGCCUGUGAUGACGACAUGGAUGGAGACGGCCUGAAGAACUUUCUGGACAACUGCCAGCGUGUCCAAAACAGAGACCAGCUGGACCGGGACGGAGACGGAGUGGGAGACGCCUGCGACAGCUGCCCCGACAUCCCCAACCCAAACCAGUCUGAUAUUGACAAUGACCUGGUUGGAGACUCCUGUGACACAAAUCAAGACAGUGAUGGCGACGGUCACCAGGAUACCAAGGAUAAUUGCCCGUUCGUGAUAAAUAGCUCUCAGCUGGACACGGACAAAGACGGGUUGGGUGACGAGUGUGACGAUGACGACGACAACGAUGGGAUCCCUGACACCAUACCACCGGGACCAGACAACUGUCGGCUGGUACCAAACCCUGACCAGAUUGACGACAAUAACGAUGGAGUUGGAGACGUGUGUGAGUCUGACUUUGACCAGGACAAAGUGAUUGACAGGAUUGACAACUGUCCUGAAAAUGCUGAGGUUACCUUGACUGACUUCAGAGCCUAUCAGACGGUGGUGCUGGACCCUGAAGGCGACGCCCAGAUUGACCCCAACUGGGUUGUUUUGAACCAGGGAAUGGAAAUUGUUCAGACCAUGAAUAGUGACCCAGGACUUGCUGUUGGUUACACUGCUUUCAGUGGAGUGGACUUUGAGGGCACAUUUCACGUGAAUACAGUGACUGACGAUGACUACGCUGGCUUCAUCUUUGGCUACCAGGAUUCGUCCUCCUUCUACGUGGUGAUGUGGAAGCAGACGGAGCAGACCUACUGGCAGGCAACACCCUUCAGAGCUGUGGCCGAGCCCGGCAUCCAGCUUAAGGCUGUGAAGUCUAGAACGGGCCCCGGGGAGCACUUGAGAAACUCGCUGUGGCACACGGGAGACACCAACGACCAGGUGCGUCUGCUGUGGAAGGACCCGAGAAAUGUAGGCUGGAAGGACAAGGUGUCCUACCGUUGGUACCUGCAGCACCGUCCACAAGUUGGAUACAUCAGGGCGCGGUUUUAUGAAGGAACUGAGCUGGUGGCAGACUCUGGUGUAACUAUUGACACGACAAUGAGAGGAGGACGACUCGGUGUGUUCUGUUUCUCUCAAGAAAACAUCAUCUGGUCCAAUUUGAAAUACCGCUGCAAUGACACCAUCCCAGAGGAUUUCCAGGAGUUCAGCACUCAGAACGGUGUUGACUCACUCUAAAGUCAAGACAAAAAUAUGAUACCAGAUCUCUAAAGACUGCUUCUGUGUGUGCGUGUGUGCGUGUUUAUCUGUGUAUUGAUGUGUACAGUUUCAGUGCAUAUGUGACAACAAUCACGUACUGUAUGUGCAUAUUAUCACGUCCGUUUUCUUUUCCCAAUCGUGUCUUCCUAUUUAAUCAUCUCUUAAAGACUCCAGCUGAGCUUAUUAUGCUGAAUAUUGUAAGUUAUGAUGAUUUCACUGAACAUGAUCCAACUUGACGUGACAUAAGAAUAAAGAACCAUGGAAUAAUGGACA
Perca flavescens (yellow perch) is the source of this 3353-nucleotide messenger RNA. It is a transcript of the gene thbs4b, whose product is annotated as thrombospondin 4b. The transcript has 22 exons. Gene Ontology annotation, biological process: cell adhesion. The record is from RefSeq and is a predicted model, not a curated record. Gene Ontology annotation, molecular function: calcium ion binding. Bases 237 to 3059 code for a protein of 940 amino acids. Gene Ontology annotation, cellular component: extracellular region. Lineage: Eukaryota; Metazoa; Chordata; Actinopteri; Perciformes; Percidae.